Hansenula anomala is the source of this 1635-nucleotide messenger RNA. It is a transcript of the gene EMP65, whose product is annotated as Emp65p. The coding region runs from base 1 to 1635 and encodes 544 amino acids. The record is from RefSeq and is a predicted model, not a curated record. Gene Ontology annotation, biological process: maintenance of protein localization in endoplasmic reticulum. Gene Ontology annotation, cellular component: endoplasmic reticulum membrane. NCBI's taxonomy places the organism in Eukaryota, Fungi, Ascomycota, Saccharomycetes, Phaffomycetales, Wickerhamomycetaceae. The transcript has a single exon.
AUGAAAAGUGGAAGCAAAAGAGGCAGGAGCAGGACGCUGAGCAUAGUCUCAGGCAACAGCCACAGCACCUCGUACAACCUCUACAAGUUGCUGCUCAAAGAGCUAGGAAUAGACAUACGAGACCAAAAACUCAAGACACGGGAAGAUGAUGAUCCAGAAAGACAUGUUGGUUCUACUCUGAUUAGUUCAAUGGAGUCGCUGGAACAGAUUAUGAAUAUGAUUAAGCUACCGUUCUACUUGGAGAACUUUAUGGUGUUUGGACUCUUGUCAUGCUUGAAUUCAUUCUUAAAGAUGCUGGUUAUCUUGCCAUUAAAGAUCGUUAUUGAUAUAUCCGUGCUGAUAAUGAAGUUUAGAAACCAAUUCAUCAUCAAUACCAAUAACGAAGGUGAGAGAAGAAGAGACUAUUUGAGUAUAAUCAAUUUGAAAAAUUUACUAUUCGCUUCAUUGUUAAUAUUGGCUAUGAUUUUCAGUAAUGUGGAUACCUCAAAAAUUUAUCACACAAUUAGAGCACAAUCUUCAAUCAAAUUAUAUGUAAUGUUUGGUGUUUUUGAGAUCAGUGACAAAUUAUUAGCAACUGUUGGUCAAGAUUUAUUAAAUGUUUUAUUCAGUUAUAACAAUGUGGUAUUGACAGACGUGGGCUCAAUAUCACAAUUUAUCCUAUUUUAUGGUUUAAGUGUUAUUUACCUAACUAUCCACACUGUUGUCUUGAUCUACCAAACCAUUUCACUAAAUGUGGCAGCAAACUCAUACUCAAAUUCCUUAUUGACUUUAUUGUUAUCGAAUCAAUUUGCCGAGAUCAAAGGUUCUGUUUUCAAGAAAAUUGAUCGUGAAGGUUUAUUCCAAAUGAGUUGUGCAGAUGUUGUUGAAAGGUUCCAAUUAUUAACAAUGCUGUCAAUUAUAAGCUUAAGAAAUUUGGUCCAAAUUGGUAAUGAUUCUGAAACUGUUGGAUUAAUACCAAAUUCUUCAUUUGCAAGUUGGAAUAAGGCAUUAGGUAUAAUUUUCGGUCCUACUGCAAUUGUUAUAGGAAGUGAAUUGAUUGUGGACUGGGUUAAACAUUCUUAUGUCACAAAAUUUAACAAGAUUAGACCCAAGAUAUAUGGCAACUAUUUGAAUGUUUUAUCUUCUGAUGUGAUUGAUAAUUUUAAAAUUCGUGUUUCGAAUAAUAAUGAUGAUAAAAUUCAACAUAGAAUAGGGCUCCCACUACCUGCAUUAUUUGUUCUUUUUGUUGUGAUGUCCAAACAUUCAUUGUCUUGGUUCUUAUUCGAUCCAACAAAAGGUUCGUCAUGGUCUAGUCAAUUGAUUUUCACAAAUUUGAUUAUAUUGAUCUUGUCAUACAUUACACUAUUGCUUUUCAAACUUUUAUUAGAGCUGAUCUUGAUCAAAUGGUCUAACCUAAGGAUGAAGAAAGUUGCGUUGCAGCAACAGAAGGAACCGGAUACAGAAACAGAUUAUGUUCCAGGUUUAGUAUCGGGUGGCAUGGGUGCAGUUGAUAGCACCUCAAGAAAACUUCUUUAUGAUCCUCAUGAAACAAUGUCACCAAGUCUUAAUGAAAUCAGACAACGGAAAGAAAGCAAAACACAUGGAAACCUGAAUAAAGUCAGUCGCUAUAGAAUGUUUUCUAAACGAAUUUGGUAA